AUGUCAAAAAUUAUUUGUUUGUCUUUUAUUUUGCUAAUAAAUAUUUUAUUAUUAUUAUUUUUCAAUUAUUGUGAAACAAAACCCAUACCCUGUAUGUAUGAUGCAGAUGACUAUCCCGAAUACAGAGAUUAUUUACGUUUAAAAUUUGGUCCUAACCCUUCUACAGACGAACUUCCAGAGUACAAAGAAUAUUUGAAAAAUCUACAAAAAUCAACGCAAUCUCCGUGCGAAACAAAACAAUAUGACCAAAAAUUUGAUAUUUUAGAUCACAUGAACCGAGAAGUUCAUCUACCAAUCCCUUGUUCAGAUAUUAAAGACAAUUCUGGAAACUACAAUUUUUAUUGCAUUGCGCUGAUACUUUUAUGGUUUAUGGUUAUAGCUUCAGCCAUACUUUAUCAAUUCCGAUCGAUUAUUAACAUAAAAAGCAAAAUUACAAGAAUACCAAGUGGAGAAACGUCAAAUCGAGGAGAAACCGAUGAAUACAAUUCAAAUUGAAAAAAUUUUAUAUGAGAGCCGAAUUACAAGAAGAUAUUUUAUAGGAUGUUUUGCAGCAGAUAAGAUCCCAAAAGAAAUACAAAAAUUUCCAUGUUCGAUGGUAGUCAAUCUCGAUAGAGCAACAAAUGAAG
Molecule: messenger RNA, 626 nt
Organism: Meloidogyne enterolobii
Lineage: Eukaryota; Metazoa; Nematoda; Chromadorea; Rhabditida; Meloidogynidae
Source: the annotation of a GenBank genome assembly